GAAGACACGAAGUCUUGUCAUCAGUGAUAAGGGAUAAAAAGAGGGCACAAGGUUGAAGGUUCCUUUGAUAACCAGAAACUCGGCGAGAUCAAGUGGCUAUCCUUUUCUUUCCAAGAGUUCGUCAUGAUUCUGUUUGUUUUUGCCAUUCUUAUUCCUGCUGCUGUUCACGGCAAAGCCGUCCGAGCGCACGGAAAUCACGGACAUAACCAGGGCUUCGUGACGGACAACCCUCUUCACGUCAACAACGAGAUCCAGGACCUCAACGUUCACUUCGGAACCCACUUUUGUCUGGAUCUUUUAGUCGUUGACUGCAGGACUCACGUAACCAAUGGUGAUGAACAGGUGUGCGGUUCAGACGAUCGCACAUACGCUAAUCAUUGCGAGUUCGCCCAUGCACUGUGCAUGUUCUCUACGUUGAGUAUAAAGAGUCACGGUGCUUGCAAUAGCGCUACACGACCACCAACCACCAUGAUGCCAGUAGAUACCACCAUGAUGCCAGUAGAUACCACCAUGAUGCCAUCUGGCUCAACCAUGAUGCCACCAGAUACCACCAUGAUGCCAUCUGGCAGCACCAUGAUGCCAGUAGAUACCACCAUGAUGGGAACAGACACCACCAUGGCUCCAGUGGAUAUGACCACAAUGAUGAUGUCCACUACCACCACCCAGAGCCAGGAGACUGUCCUGUUCCAACAGGUGUUCUGUAAAAACAAGAACCUGAUCAACUGCCCAGCGACUGUCACACUCACCUGUGGAUCCAACGGCGUCAUGUACAACAGCGGAUGUGAAUUCUCCAAAGCUAAAUGCGACGAUAUCACGCUGAGUCAGGUCGAUGUUAGUCAAUGCUCUACUCCAGUUGUAGGAUGAACUCAAAUAAAUCAUGACACACUUUA
Magallana angulata is the source of this 890-nucleotide messenger RNA. RefSeq lists its product as uncharacterized. The transcript is spliced from 4 exons. The record is from RefSeq and is a predicted model, not a curated record. The coding region runs from base 124 to 864 and encodes 246 amino acids. Lineage: Eukaryota; Metazoa; Mollusca; Bivalvia; Ostreida; Ostreidae. Gene Ontology annotation, molecular function: protein binding.